Molecule: messenger RNA, 3570 nt
Organism: Solanum pennellii
Lineage: Eukaryota; Viridiplantae; Streptophyta; Magnoliopsida; Solanales; Solanaceae
Exons: 2
Coding region: 1-3570 (1189 amino acids)
Molecular function (GO): RNA-DNA hybrid ribonuclease activity; nucleic acid binding
Source: RefSeq, a predicted model, not a curated record
AUGGAUAAUGCUAUUAGUAAUUGUAAUAGUAAGAUUUGGGUUUUUUGGAACAGUGAUAUUGAUUGCAAUAUUCUUGAUGAAGAUGAGCAGCAAAUUACUUGUGACAUGAAACACAAUGAGUUACAAUAUCAAUUUACUAGUACAUUUAUCUAUGCAAAAUGUAAAGACUAUCUAAGGAGACCUUUAUGGGAGAAAUUGAUUCAUCAUGCAUCUAUUAACAUCAAUCCCUGGUGUGCAGUAGGGGACUACAAUGUUAUUUCUGAUGUUGAGGAAAAACUAGGAGGAUUGCCUUACAAUAUGAAAAAAAGCAUGGACUUUAUUGCUGCUAUUGAAGCCUGUGGUCUGAUGGACAUUGGUUUUAGUGGUCACAAGUAUACUUGGUCUAACAAGAGGGGUAUCAAUCAUAGAAUUUGGAAGAGACUAGAUAGAGCCUUGAUUAAUGAUUUAUGGUUGGAAAGAAUGCCACAAACAACCAUAACUCAUUUAGCAACUACCGGAUCUGAUCAUUGCCCCCUUUUGUUGGAAAUGGUGUCGAAUGAAGCUGAUCACAUCAAAUACUUCAAGUUCCUUAAUUGUUGGGUUGAUAAUCCUAAUUUCAUGAUUACUGUCAAGGAUUGCUGGAAUAGACCUAUGGAGGGUAAUGCUAUGUGGAAAUUCCACCAGAAAAUGAAAAGAUUAUCUAAUACCCUUAGUGCUUGGUCUAGAAAGGAAUUUGGUGAUAUUUAUCAAAAGGUUAGGAUGUACGAGGAACAAAUGCAUGAUGCAGAAGAAAAAUACAUCCAAAGCCAAACUGAGUCAAAUAGGAGUACCCUCCAUGAAUUAAAUGCUCAAUAUAUCAAGUUCCUCAAACUGGAAGAUACCAUUUUGAAACAGAAGACUCAGCUUCAAUGGUUCAAAGAUGGGGAUACUAAUUCUAAAUAUUUUCAUUCCAUUAUAAGGGGAAGGAGGAGGAAACUUUUCAUUCACAAAAUUGUUACAGAAAGUGGAGAUUGGAUUCAAGGUGAGAACAAUAUUGCCCAUGAGGCUUGUGAACACUUCAAUACCAUCUUUACAGGAGAGAAUAAACAUAUUGAUGAACAUAAGCUGGAUUGCAUUGCCAAUAUGGUCAAUCAGGACCAAAACACUCAGCUUACACAAUUACCUGAUAUGGAGGAACUGAAAGAAGUAGUUUUUUCCAUGAAUCCUAACUCGGCAGCUGGCCCCGAUGGUAUGAAUGGAUACUUCUUCCAAAAAUGUUGGAACAUCAUCAAGAAUGAAUUGCUAGAAGUAAUAUAUGCCUUUUUCAGUGGCCAAAUGAUUCCGAAGUACUUCUCUCACUCUUGUAUAGUGUUGCUCCCAAAAGUGAAUAAUCCAAACAAGCUCACGGAGUUUAGACCAAUAAGUCUUAGUAAUUUUACUAGUAAGAUCAUCUCUAAACUAGUAAGUACUAGACUUAGUCCUAUACUUCCGUCCUUAAUUUCCACUAACCAAUCUGGUUUUGUGAAAGGGAGGAGCAUCUCUGAAAACAUCAUGCUUGCUCAGGAAAUCAUUCAUCAUAUCAAGAAACCCAACAUUGGAAGUAAUGUGAUUAUCAAAUUAGACAUGGCAAAAGCGUAUGACAGGGUGUCUUGGUCAUAUAUUUGCCUAGUCUUGAGGAAAAUGGGUUUUAAUGAGAUGUUCAAUUAUAUGUGUUGGAGAAUUAUGGCCAACAAUUGGUACUCCAUUAUCAUCAACGGCAAAAGGUAUGGAUUCUUUCAGUCUACUAGAGGUCUUAAACAAGGUUGGCAAACUAAGCAACUAAGUUUUGGUGGAAAGGCUGUGCUUGCCAAACAUGUCCUCCAAGCAUUACCUAUACACCUUCUAAGUGCUGUAACCCAUCCAAAAACAAUCAUCAAACAAAUUCAGAUGCUUAUUGCAGACUUUUUCUGGGGAUGGCAGCACAAUAGCAAGAAAUACCAUUGGUCCUCUUGGAAAAAUCUAAGCUAUCCGUAUGAAGAAGGGGGAAUUGGGAUGAGGAACUUAAGUGAUGUAUGCAAAUCCUUCCAAUUCAAGCAAUGGUGGAUAUUCAGAACAAAACAAACCUUGUGGGGAGACUUCUUGAGAGCUAAAUACUGUCAAAGAUCUAAUCCGGUAAGCAAAAAAUGGGAUACUGGAGAAUCACUAACUUGGAAACACAUGUUAGCUAUUAGACAACAGGUGGAGCAGCACAUUCAAUGGCAAAUACAAGCAGGGAACUGUUCAUUUUGGUGGGACAACUGGCUGGGCACAGGUUCAUUAGCACAGCAUACUAGCAGCAAUAUCAGACUUAACAACACCAAGGUUUCAGAAUUCUGGGAAAAUGGUGCUUGGAGUUGGAGAAAACUGCAGGAACAGGCCCCUGCAAGUCAGCUGGCCAGCAUCAUAGCCACAAUAAUUCCUCAACAACAACAGAAACCAGACCAGCCUAUUUGGAAGCUACACAAUCUUGGCAAAUUUAAUUGCAAGUCUGCGUGGGAGGCAAUCAGAAGCAAGAAGGCUAAGAACAGUUUCUUUUCCUUUUUAUGGCAUAAUUCUAUUCCUUUUAAAUCAUCUUUUCUUUUAUGGAGAGUUUUAAAAGGUAAAAUUCCUACUAAUGAAAAACUAACUAACUUUGGCAUUGAGCCAUCACCAUGCUUUUGUUGUGUUGAUAGAACAGGGAUGGAUACCAUUGAUCACAUCUUCAGUACAGGUAAGUUUGCAAGUACAGUAUGGAAAUCAUUUGCAGCAAGUGCAGGGCUGCAACAUGACCAAACAACACUGCAAGCAAGGCUGGAAAAAUGGUGGACAGCCAACCCACGAAAUGCAGGCCACCAGUUGCUGCUACAAGCCACUCCAAUCUUCAUCUGUUGGAAUUUAUGGAAGAAUAGAUGUGCAAGCAAAUAUGGAGGAAAAGCAACCAACAUCAGUCGAGUUAAAUACGCAAUCUACAAGGACAACUUCAAGAUGAUGAAAAAUGCCUUCCCCUACAUCAAUUGGCCUGCUCAUUGGACAGCCUUCAUCAAAACAAGCGAAAGAUGCAAACAUGAAAUCAAAGUGUGUAAGUUAGCAUGGAACAGACCUCCGGAAGAAUGGAUCAAGAUAAACACUGAUGGAAGCGCUCUCACCAACCCAGGAAAGAUUGGAGCUAGGGGUAUAAUCAGAGACAAGGAUGGCAAAUUGAUACUAGCAUUUGCAACACCUCUUGGUGAAGGCUCCAACAACAAAGCUGAAACUGAGGCUGCGCUAUUUGGAUUGAUUAAGGCAUUAGAAUUAGGCUUCACGAACAUAAUAAUGGAGUUGGAUUCACAGCUGGUUGUGCAAUGGAUAACCAAAAAGUCAAUCCACCAUUGGAGUGUUGCAAAUCAAAUUGCAAGAAUCCAAUUCCUUAUCUUGCAAACUCAGAACUUCAAGUGUCAACACAUCCUCCGGGAAGCAGAUUCUCUCUCCAAACACAGCCACAGCACCACAGGCCCUCAAAUAUACGUCAACAGCACUCAAUUACCUAAAGAAGCUCAAGCAUACUAUUGGAUGGAUCUACUCAACAUGCCAAGUUUUAGAAGGAAAAAGACUAAGAAGAUUUUUGAUCCCCCUUGA